Messenger RNA from Centropristis striata (black sea bass), 1348 nucleotides. RefSeq lists its product as uncharacterized. Bases 372 to 1058 code for a protein of 228 amino acids. The transcript has 2 exons. NCBI's taxonomy places the organism in Eukaryota, Metazoa, Chordata, Actinopteri, Perciformes, Serranidae. The record is from RefSeq and is a predicted model, not a curated record.
UCUCUCAUUUACUCUACACAUUACUGUGAUCGAUAAUUAUUCUUUAUUGUUCAGUACAGUCACAGUUAUAGACAAAAUGGGACUUAUUGACUCACUCACACAAAUACUCUGUCGCGCUGCUUAACUAUUUAAAAAAAAUAUAUAUUUUGCAUUUUGGCAUACAACGGGGUGGAAUCUGAGUCUUAUUUCUCACAUAUUAAAAGGUCCUUGUUAAGGAUUUGAAGGGCCCCCUAGCUAAAUUCGCCUUGGGCCCCCAAAUUGCUAAAUCCGCCACUGACUGUAUAUGGCACUUGGACUCUUAUGACAAACUGAAACCAUUUGGCAUAUGUAUUAACGGGUGCAUCGACGGGUUUUCCGGGAAAAUUAUCUGGAUGAAUGCAUUUACUACCAGCAGUGACCCAAAAAUCAUUGGAGGCUACUACAUGGAGGCUGUCCAGAGAUUAUUUGGAUGUCCAAGGAUUGUCAGAGGCGACCGGGGCACAGAGAAUGUUAAAGUCAAAGACUUUCAGCGUUUUCUUCAUCGCAACAUUCACGACAGCUCUGGUAUUGACAGCUACAUCGAAGGGGCAAGCACAGCAAAUCAGCGCAUUGAGAGUUGGUGGGGCUUCCUCAGAAGGGAAUCAAUGGAGUUCUACAUCUCUCUGUUCACUGACCUAAAGGACCGUGGUUUGUUCGAUGGUACAUAUUUGGACAGAAGUCUAAUUCAGUUCUGCUUCUUGAAUAUAAUUCAGGACGAAUUAGAUGAGACCAUCCAUGUGUGGGAUUCACAUGUCAUCAGACCAUCGAAAAAUGACAGGGUACCCAGUGGUCGACCCCGAAUCAUGUACAUGUUUCCAGAACUCUACAGAAGUGAUGACUGCAUUUCCCCAGUGGACGGAGCUGAUGUACAGUUGUGUCAGAGUAACUGUACAUUUCGACCAGCAGUGCCAUGUGACACAGACAUCUACAACAUCUGCAACAUUCUGAUGGUGGAGUCACAGCUGCAUCUCCCAGCUGAUGCUUAUCAAGCAGUGGAUUUGUACCUGCAUUUGAAGAAUGAGAUAACAUCUGCUCUCUAAUUUGAGAUGGAACAACUUUUAUUAUCCAUCCAAACUGAACAUGUGAUCAGACAAUUCUUCUGCAGUCGACCAUACUUAAUUCACCAAACAUUCUCAGUUAAGUUGUAAUGUUUUCCCUGGAAUUCUGUAGACACUAUAUUUGGAACUUUGGAUUAUUUCUCCUUGGAAAAAGGAAUUAUCUGUCACAAGAACAAUGCUAUGUCACAGACAUUAAGAAUGUUUGCAGCUUUACUGAGGGGAAAUUGAAUCUUCCAGUGGUUGCUUGUCAAGAAAGAAGAAACAGUACUGUA